Porites lobata is the source of this 14465-nucleotide messenger RNA. Lineage: Eukaryota; Metazoa; Cnidaria; Anthozoa; Scleractinia; Poritidae. The record is from the annotation of a GenBank genome assembly.
UUACUUUAUCUCUGAUCGAACGAAGAAGACUUUGUUAUGGCUGAUAAUGAAGUUGAGGGAGAAAUCAGUGAAAAUGAGAGUGAUGUAAACCUGCAUGGCGAGAGCGAAUGCGAAGGUGAAGACAGCGGAGGAGAAGAUGUCCGCGAGCAAAUUGCUGCAACGGCAAUUGACGAGGGAGCUGUUACACCAAGGAAAGGCAAAGUUAAAAAGAAGAAAAAGAAGUAAGACAACUGACAAUGAAAUUAAUAUACCUAAUAUCUCUGAUACAUUUUCUAAAGGGAAACUCUGACUACCGAUUCACUGACUAACAUACCGACGUUCUUUCCUUCAUCAAUAGAUGGUUGAGCGUGUGCUUGACAAACUGCAAGUAUGAAAGCGGUAAGAUUGUCGAGCUGUUAAAGCUAUGAACAAUAUUCAAGUACCUGCCUUUAAUAAGAUGAACUUAUUGUUCAGUUUUUUGUAAUCGUCUUCGAUUUCUCUAGUUCGUAGGGUGACCAAACGAUUUGGCAUGAAGGAAGUUGGAGAGGACGAAGAUUGGACUCUAUUUUGGACUGAUUGUUCUGUCGCUCUAGAACGAUGCAUGGACAUGCGUCGAUAUCAGGUUAGACAUAUACUAGUUUAAUCAUAUUACAAACAGUUUAGAUACAUUUACUUAUCAGCUGAGUUGUCUACUCAUUGGAUUGUUAUGAAAAAGUCGAGUGUCAGAGUGAGAUCCGUUGAUUUCCUGGUUGAUUUCUGUUAUUUCUCGAGCUGUGAAGUGGGGUACACGCGUGAUUGUGUUCGAACACGAGAACCAAUAAUUGAUUUUCAAGUAGCUUUCCUUCUCACAUAUGAUAACCUAAUUUCUUAACUAGAACACGUGAAAAGACCUUGUGUUUGGAUAAUCCACAGCAAACUACGAAGUGGACCUCUUGGCUUUCUACGCACAGACGAAAAAAAUUGUUCAUUUUAUAAGCCGUGGAGACUGCAAAGUUCCUGUGCGUGUAGAAUUACAUGUGCAUGGGCAACGAAAAAGAUUAAGACUAACGAAACUAAAAGCGCAUCAUAUGUAUGGACAAAUCAUGUUUACACUUUCAAAAUAUAUAUUUUAAUUUCAUCUUCUGAUAAUGACAAUUCUGAAGGAGUUUUGACACAUAAUUCAUGCUUGUAGAUCACUGUGUGAACAAAAAGGAGUUGUUAAUAUCACAUAUCAAAAUUAUUAAGUUUGUGGAAAAUUACUGUGAGUACAUGUGAAUAAAUUUUUUCAUUGCAAUUCAUUAAACAGAAAAUUAACCACUUUCCUGGUAUGAGUGAGAUCUGCCGCAAGGAUCUGCUUGCAAGAAAUAUGAAUCGUUUAUGGAAGCAAUUUCCAAAGGAUUAUGCUGUGUUUCCAAAAACAUGGUGCCUUCCAGCAGAGUAAGUAUAUUACUUCUGAAACAGAUUUCUUAUUGUUAUUCAUCAUUGUGAAAUACGACAAUAGUAAUGAUGAUGAUGAUGAUGACCAGGACCAUGACGAUGACAAUCAUGAUGUUGAUGAUGUUGAUAACAAUAAAUAAAUAUAGUUUAUCCCUUGUCCCAUAUGAUGAUAUAAUCAUUUGUGAUGUUAAAAUGUUUCCUAAUAAACUCGUGUAUUAUUGAUCUUUUGUGAAAAGCCCCUCUUUGUCUUCUCAUCUUUUCUCAGUUAUGGAGAAUUCCAAGCUUAUUGUCGGCAGAAAAAGAAUAAAACUUUUAUUCUCAAACCUGAGAGUGGUAGCCAAGGAAAAGGGAUCUUUCUGACUAAAAAUCCAAAGGUAACUGUUCUAUAGUUUUAUUUAGAGACUAGAGGUGACAAAUGUUCCGUGUAACUUGGAAAUCGUCAGUGAAAAUUUUGACCUGAUGUUAAAAUCUCAGAGUCUAUUUUUUUUGUGUGUUUUCUCCAAUAUGAACCUUUUGCUGCAAAAAGAAAAAGGCUGUUAUAGGAUCAUAGGGAGUUCCUGAUAAAACCAUUUGACAAGUUAAGGAUUGAAUAUGUUUUUGUUUUGAAUUAAGGGUCUGUGGACUUGCACGAAUGUUGUAUUCAUUAUAAACACAUUGAGCUCUAUUUUUAACCUAAUUUUUUUUGUUAGAUUUAUUUAAUGGUGUAGGGCUCGAAAUUAAAAAAAUCCUCAGGUUGCCUUUUGGUGACUAACUGUAGAAAUAUAGUCGCCAGAUGCAAAUUUUAAGUCGCCAUUUUGAAAAAUGUAAAUGACGGAGCUCAUUAAGUAUCAGGGUUUCUGAUAUUUAGCGAGGAUGCGGAGCGGCAAAAUUCAGGUAAAUCUGCGAAAUCCCGCGAAAUUCACAAAAACAUGCAAACUACCACAAAAUUCACUAGAAAUCUUUAUCAAAUACAUGUUGAUACAACAUAUUUGAAACGUAUCUCAGCUAUUAUUGGGGCUGUCUAAUUGCUGUAAACUUGCAAAUUUAUCCUGAAACUUCACCACCACAACGAGCGGAACAACGUUCCAAAACUACCAGGCGGAAAUUAUGUUGCAAAAAACUGGGCACUAUUCAUGAUGUUAAAAGCUUUGCCAUUGGCUCAUUUCUCGGGUGCUUUGUUGUUAAAAUAGCAAAUGAUUAUCUCUGUUAAAAAGCAUUAAACAGGCUCGUCAAAUCAGCGCCAAAAUCGAUCGAUUUCUAGCGAAAUUUGCCCAGAAAAUCUCCACAAAAUUGGCCUUUUUUACCGAUUGGUUUUUAUUGAGCUUAGCGCUGAAAAUUUCAGCAAAUCUUCUCUGAAAACCCCGUGAAAUUUGACUUUUUUCGUGACCUAUCAGAAGCCCUGUAGUGUGGUGCGAUCCAUCAGAUAUGUCGCGGACAGAAGUCGUUAUAAAUUUGGAGGUAAACUGGCUUCGUUUAUACAAUUUGGCACAUUUUUUACGACGAAAGCAAAGCAAGAUAUGAUGAAGUGUUUGUUUUAACUUUAGUCUUUUAAUUUAAAUCUAAAUCAUAGAGAAACCUGGUCACCUAAGUGGCGACUAAACCUGAAGUUUUAGUCGCCAAGGAGAAAAUGUUAGUCGCAUUGGCGACCGUAUCAGUCCCAAUUUAGAGCCCUGUGGUAGUAAAAGCUAUAGUUUCGUCUCUUUCCUCCUUGCCUGGGGGGUCUUGUCCACGGGAUAGGUUUAUUACAGUAAUUUCUUCAAUGUUGUGUAUCAAUAAAAAGUAUUAAAAGUAUGGAAUCAUUUCUUUCUCUUUUGUUUCCUCUUAUGCCGAACUUUCUAUGAGCCAAACCUAAUGCGAAUUAAGGCCAACCUAAAUUAUUUAGACCGGCUGAAUUGAUUCUGACGCUGAUCUUGAUUGCUGCUGAACUAAGAUCAAAAGGUGGAAAAUGCCCAUUUCGGUCAAACUGCUUACAAAGUAUGUUAUAAGAACUUAUGCUUUUAGGUUCUGUACAUGAAAAGUCGGGCGUCUGAAUCCAAGCGGUUCCAAAGUCGCUCCAAAGGCGAAAUUCCUGUCUGGGCUAGGCAAAAAGAAUGGCUGAGCCGUUCCAAAUUAAAAUGGGCAUUCCUAACUGAUUUAGAUGCCAAACUGUUCAUGCACUUAAUUCAAUGAGGUUCGGCUUAUGAAAUGUUCAGCAUCUGAACCAGGCCUUAGGUCUGGCAAAUUACAGUCUCUCCCUGAAAAAAUAAUUUUGUGUAACUUGUCCAUUUCCCAUGGGUGGAUUAAAAACUUAUAAGGCAGUAGGACACUUAUACUUGCAGUCACAGGAAUGUUCCGUGGGAGUAGACUGAAUAUUGACUCCAUGUAUUUUUUGGUACACAGGAUGUGAAGCCUGGAGAACACAUGGUCUGUCAGCAGUAUGUUUCCAAGCCAUUUCUUAUUGAUGGAUUUAAGUUUGAUUUGCGUGUAUACGUGCUGGUGACAUCUUGUGAUCCACUUCGGAUUUUUGUGUAUGAGGAUGGUUUAGGAAGAUUUGCAACAAUGAAAUAUUUGGAUCCAAGUGCCAACAACUUAGUGAGUACACAGUAAAUAAAUGUAAAUCUGGUUUUUCAACCUAACCUAUGGGCCCACAAAUCUAAUGCAACAGCACAUAGCUAUUUUUAGAAAUGUUGUUUCAGCUUGUUUGUUUUGUCCCAAUGAAAAUGUUGUGUUGAUCAGCGCUGUGUAAGAGGCUACAGUGUGCACAGGAAAACUUUCUAGCCCUGAGGGGACACUGGGGUACUCUGACUUUAAGUUUUUGGAUGGUAGUGCCUGUUGGCCCCAGUACAGCAGGUGGCACCUUACCUUUGCUCUUGGUGGGGACUAGAAAAUAAUAGUUUUUUUCAGUUAAAUCAUAUGUUAGGCACCCUGGAAUCACAAGUUCAGACCAUUGGGCUCCCUCAAAUUUUUUCUUACAGCAUAGGCUUGCUUUAAUUGCAUAUUCAGUUUCCGCUAUCCUCAAAAAUCAGCAUUUCCUACAUUUUUGAGUAAUUCGAUGAAAGCCAGUUUUACGGCUUGCCAUUCGGGCAAGCUGUAGCUAGUGCGUACUAGCCCAAAAGUCAUUUCAACUAGCCUGAAAAAAAUAUUUGAUGAGCAUUUGUUACAGUUAGAACUUCUGUAAUUUGAAUUCCCCCCAAAAACUUCAUUUUCCCAUUGGGCAAGUUUAGAAUAGAAAUCACCAGCUCAGUAGCAAAAUCCGCUAGCCCCAGGCUAUGGGACACCGCUUUCUGUGCACGCUGUGAUGUGAAAUUGGUAGACAGAAAAGCAACUGUGUGAUUGUGCUACCUGUAAUAUUAUUGUUAUGUAUUUAAUACAAUUUUAUAAAUUAUUAAUAUUUCAUUAAUUUUUUUCAGGACGAUAUUUGCAUGCAUCUUACAAAUUAUGCUGUAAACAAACAUAGUAAAGAUUUUAUGAGAGAUGAGGAAACUGGUAGUAAAAGGUAAAGUUUUGGUAUUUUCUGUUAAAUAAAUAUGAAAAGAACCUUAACUUUAACUGAACUAUAAUGUUUCAAUAAUUAAAAAUACUCCACAAUGACUAAUGUCGAUAUUUGUCAUUCCAGACGAAUCACUACAAUGAACAAAUGGUUUGAAGAUAAUGGUUACAAUGUUAAAGAGAUAUGGAAUUCAAUAGAGGUAAGGCUAGAUUACUGAUAACAUGAGAAUAAUAAUUGUAAAACAUACAGGGCUUCUGAUAUUUUGCGGAAAAAAAGCAAAAUUUCGCGGGAUUUUCAGAGGCAAAUUCGCGGAAAAAUCGGCUGAUUUCGCGGGAUUUUCGCGGGAAAAAAGUCAAAAGUUGCGGAAAAAUCGGCCGAUUUCGCUGGAAAAAGUCAGAAUUCGCAGAAAAAUCGGCCGAUGUCACGGGAGAAAAGUCAAAAUUCACAGAAAAAUCGGCCGAUUUCGCGGCAUUUUAGCGGGAAAAAGUCAAAUUUUCGAAGGAUUUUCGGGGCAAAUUCAUAGAAAAAUCGGCCGAUUUCAAGGGAAAAUUCAGUGGGAAACUUUGCCAAGAAACAAUCAGUAAAAAACAGCUGAUUUCGUUGUUUUUUUUUUUUGGCAAAUUUCACUAAAAUCGAUCAAUUUUGUGUCAAUAUGACCAGCGUUGUUUAACGUUUUUGUUAACACUGGGAUAAUCAUUUGCUCUUUCAACUACAGUUCGCUCGAGAAAUGAGCGAAUGCUUAAGCUGUUAACAUUAUGGUUAGUGCCCAGUUUUUCGCAACGUUCAUCUAAGAACGCCUGGUAGUUUUGGGACGUUGUUUACUCGUUUCAGUGAUGAAGUUUCAAGAUAAAUUUGGACGUUUGAGGUGAAUAGAAAAGGUCUAAUAGCCAAGAUAAGUAUUAAAUAUGUUUUGCCGACAUGUAUUUGGAAAUAUUUCUGGCGGAUUUCGCGGUAUUGCGUGUUUUUUUGGAAUUUCACGGGAUUUCGCGGAAAUGCCUGAAUUUCGUGGGUCCGCGACCAUGCAAAAUAUCAGAAGCCCUGAACAUAUCACAAGGCAGUGAGAUAACUUAAAAGAAACAGCCAUUUUCCUCUCUUUCCCUCUCUAAAAAAUGUACAAUUUUCAGACUAAAACAGUGAAACAUUUUCCCCUGUUCAGGGCUCAAACCUUGAAUUCCAGCUUGUCCUUUGGACAAACAGCUUUCACAUUUUGCUUGCCAGGGGCCAUUGCUUGCUUGUCUUGGUUAAUGAUUUAGUUCAAGGAUGACUUACCUGGACCCUUGCCAAUUUGCCCAGCAAGAAAAUCUUGUCAGGACUUUUUUCAAGCCCUGCAGUUGCUUCACAGGGCUUUCACUUAGAUUUCAAGUUGCCGGGUAUGUGUAUAGUCAGGAGGUGGAAAACUGAACAGCCCAGGGAGUCCUUUCUCAUUUUGCUUUUGUUGCCUAUGAAAAUAACCGGGGUCAUUUUCAUAGUAGUAGCCAGAGAAAAUCCCGGGCCUUCGUUUCUUAGUGUCAGCCCUGACUAUAUAUGUAUUUUAAGGUGCUGUUAAUUUAUGGGUCUGAACGUAUAAUGGGAAAUAUGGCACUGCAUAAUAAAUGGGUUGGGGGGGUACUUUAGGAAUUUCUCGGUGGGGAUGUGCCGCUGGGACCCUGGGACCCUUAACCUAUACCAGAGCUAGUUCAAGUGAAUUUUGCUACCCUAUACUAGAGUAAAUUUCCCAAAUCCCCCCUAUCCUAGAGUAGCUGUUUUCCAGAAACUACUGAGGUCACUAGCAGAGUCUAGCCAAAACAAAAUCUUCUACCACAAUCCCUAGUCUAGAUAAAAUCUUCAACCAACUGAUCAGUUUCCUGUAAAAUGAUACCCUAUUCUAGACCCAAACACUCUGAUUUAUAUACCCUAUCCUAGAGUAAACUGCUUGAAAACCAUACCCUUCACAGCGGCAAAUACCUAUAUAGCCCAUAUAUGGCAGUACCCCCGGGAAAUUUGUGAAACUAAAGAAUGCUUGCCUUAACUUCUCUAAUAUAUGAAUUAAUGAUAAAUAUAAUUUGUGUGUGAGCGAGGGAGUUUAAAGUUUAGGGGUAAUAAUUUGGUGAGGCGGAAAUUCUGGUGUGUUGAGCACGACACUUUAGCUGCAAAAAUUGCCUGUAUCACUUGAAAUGAAGCUAUAUCUGAAUUUUUACAGUGUAUGUAAAACUGACAAUUCAAUUAAGUGCAUAACAUCACGACCUAAUGUACUAUGCAUGAUAAAUACAGGACUGUUUCUUACUGAUGCCAAUGCUAUUUAUUUGUAUAUUUGAUUUACCGCACGUUUAUUUGAUUUCUUUUUUCAGGAUGUCAUUAUCAAAACGUUGAUCACUGCCCAUCCAAUACUGAAGCACAAUUACAGGACUUGCUUUCCAAACCACAACAAAGGCAGUGCUUGCUUUGAAAUCCUAGGUUUUGAUAUUCUUCUUGACAAGAAGUUGAAAGCCUGGGUUUUAGAGGUAAAGAAUUUUAAAGUGCAUGGACCCAAAAUCAAACUAAUCUUUAAACUUUUCUCUAAGCACUUGUAAAGCACUGGGUAGACCUACUUAUUAUUUACUUUGUACUCCAGGGUAUUACAUUACUACUUUUGUUCACUCUUGUAAAUUUAACAUAAUUUUGAGCAUGUAAUUUUGCAUAGCCACAGCUAACCUAAACGAUUACUUUAUGUAUUUAAUGGGUAGUGAGAAAAAUAAGACUGUUUAAAGUCGUCUAUUUGUCCUUAAGAUGGUCGAAAACAAGUGCUACAGGUGGCCAUCUUGAUUAGAUGACUUUCUGAACUGCUUAGGGGGUGGGGGCCUUUUUGGGAGGAGGCAAGCAACUCGCCUCCCUUCCCCUACCACUAAUAACCCCAACUCCCCUCCCCCUGACAUUUGAACCAGUUAUGAAAUGACUACCAGUGACGGUGAGUGCUCGAGCUUAACAAUCAGCAUCUUACAGAAAAAUAGGUGACUGUGGACAGUCUAUGAGGAAAUUAAAGUGUAAAUAUUGAUUGACCAAUAAAAUGAAUGAAUGAACUAUUAAUCCCACUGAAUAUUACUUCACUACACUGUAUUUCUAUGCUAUUCUAUUCGAUUUCUAUGUUCACCUUUCAGUUUUCAAAAUUUUUCUUUUCAUUUUCAGGUUAACCACUCACCAAGUUUCACCACUGAUUCGCCUCUUGACAAGGAAAUCAAAGAUGGACUGAUGUAUGAUGCUCUUAAUCUUCUUAAUUUUGGGGCCUGUGAUCGACGCAAAAUACUCGAAGAAGACAAAAAGAGGGUGCGGGACAGGCUCUUGCAAAAGCAGAGACCAAGAGAAAACAAGUAUGUGAAAUACCAGUUUGCUGCUGAAGUUGUUAUGUUCACACAUUACCGAAUAGCUUUUUGGUGGUUAGCUCAAAUGCUAAGCUCCUCUGACCACCCUACACUUCUAUCAAAUCCUUUAAUUUCUUUCCUUUUCUUCUCUUUAUUAUUUUUUUCCUGCGUUACUUCCAAAAGCACUUGAUCAGAUUAUAAGUGAUAGAAGGUCCAAACACGCGGGAUCAGAUUGUGUUCUGUGCACUUGAUUCAUUCUUAGUGGAAGUCCAAAUGAAGCUAGCCUGUUUCAGGCUGUCAGAUGGUGGGGAAGACGCGAAAGUGAAAGGUACGCGAAAAGUUGGCGGGGCGGGGCGGGGCGGGUUGGUUUCCACCCGUUUUUUUUUCUCAUGUUCGCGCUUUCUCAAUUCAGCGGACCCGACUAUCUCAGAGCCUGGAACAGGAAAAACGAAGCUGUCUACGUACGUGCCGUAUAUGUGUAAUAGCAAGCCGGUGAUAAGGAUUGUAGGCGCCUCUUGUCCCCCGAAAUUAAUUACCCUUAUGUUAUACUAUUUUCAGGAAAGAUGAUGUCGAUAAUCAGUCACAGUACACUGAAUGGUUAAAGAAGUAUGAAGAUACCCACCUGGGAAAAUACAGGUAAUGUGAAAAAAGGAUUUUCGUACAACCAUACAUUUUUAUGGUGAAAAAAAGAAAAACAGUCACAAACUACUUUGACACUCAACACCAAAAGAUUUCUGCAGUCAAAACGUUUCGUUACAGAUACCUCUCUAUUACGGACAGUUCGUUUGGACCUUAAAGUGAGUGCAGAGAACCUGGACACCUCAGCUCUGUGAUGUGGACACCUUGCUCUAUCCCUUUACUGUCCCUUUUUUAAGGUCGUGUCACCUUAGUGGGUGUCGUUAUUACCAGACUUUCGUUUAUAGAUGAGAACUUUGGCGACUUUUUUGAGCAAUAAGACAGAUAGCCUACGUGUGGCCGCUCCCUCCCUCCGUUUUUCCUUUGUCAGGGGGAGUGUGCGGCUACACAUAGGUUAUAAGACAGAUCACUGACCGUCUUAUUUUAUUUUGCUUUGUAGGCGUAUUUAUCCCGAAGGAAAUGAAGAGAAAUACGCUGUUUUCUUUGAGAACAGUUGCUCACUCUUUCAGGAGACUGCAGCUUCUAAGGCUCGUAUUGAAUGUGCCAGGUGAGAUUUGCGAAGAAAUUUGUUUUGGAUGUCAUAGUUCUUUUUGGUCGCUGAUGGCCGUAAGUGGUAAAUUAUUCGAGGCAGGGCGCUUUUUAACUUUUUCUGCCUUUAGGAUGGGCGCUUAUUCGGGGCGGGCGCUAAUUCGAGGUUGGGCGCUUAUUCGAAUAAGUACGGUACAUAUGUGGAACAGGCGUUAUUUUGUCGCGUGUUUCAGGCGAUAGAAGGCAAAGAAGAAAAAAUAACGCCAAUUCGCAAGUUACGGUUUAUGAAGACGCAUGUUGUCAACUCUGCAACUUAAAAUCUUGUCGCUAAUGCGCGAUACAAAGAAUCAAAUUGCAACUUGCGUGUCGACUUCAUGACUGAAUUUUCAUUUUUAGCUACAAGUUCUUAUAUUUAACCUGCGAACGCAGAGGUCACUGUUGUGGUCCUCGAUUCUCUGCACGGGUGGAGAGACUCGACGCCCGGAAAAACGUCUGCGUGGGCAGGCUACUUGUAUUCAGAUACAUUAUUAACAAUACUUUACUCACAUGCAAGAUCCAAUUUCCCAAAUUUACAAUGAAAUUUAGCGUCCGUUGAAGGCGCUUAAAGGAAUUUUUAAACAGAUAAUGCGCAAGUGCCACGCAGGCUAAUUGAAAUUGAAAUUUAUGUACGAAAAAAAAACUAGCUCCUGAUUGAAUGAUUAGCAAGAUUUUUGCUGGUCAUACUUUUGGUUUUGAUUGAUGUGCUGUUCAAAUGAUGGUAUGCUCAUUGACGUACCGUUCUCCUUCCCUGUAGAGUUCAACGUGAACAAAUUAUAGCCAAGCAACAAGAACUGGAAACUGCGAGACUGAAAAACAGUGGGAGAGCACCAAAGGGAAAAGAUGGACUCAGACCCGAGAGCCCUCAUAGCCGGCGGCCACGAAGGCCCCCAGUAAAGAAGAUGAUUCAAGCCAAUAAAAAUAAAUUUGAUGUAAGUCAUGUUUGCUUCCUUGUCAGCGAAAUAAUUCAGCUUUCUGUGAGACACGUUCUCUGGCUGGUCACUUCCCUCGAAAUGGAGAACUUACACCCAAGUUGUCUAGUAAUCUCAUCUUUAGCCUAGGGAUAUCUUGAGUCGUCAUGAGCGAGCGCCAUGGAAAGCAUGCUCGUAGGCUAGCAAAUAAUUAACUAAAAGCUUCACAGUGUUUCUUUAACUAACUAUUUUGUGAAUACGUUUAUUUCAGGGUAGAAGAGCAAGCCAUGAACAAUCAGAUACCACCAAACCAAUGACCAUCUCGGAGGAGGAAGAACUGGAGCGAAUAACAUGUCUUCUCCAGCGAGAUAAUCUUAUUCGUGGACUGGGCGUGGUCGAGUUUGUGUACAAACUGUUACAUUGUACCCCAGGCACUGGGGGGCCACAAAAGAACUGCUCCUUACAUCACUCGGUGGGUACUUAGCGGAGAUGAUCUCUAGAGCACAUUGUAGGAAUUGCAAUUGUUCUGUGAAAAUGAAAGGGAAUCUAUUAAGUUCGGCAAAGACCUGCCCAUUGGGGUUGAGUAUAAACGGUACUCACCAGACCUAUGCGCGGACCCGUACCCUGCCUACCCAUUGCCACACAACUUUAGGGAGAUAGACACUAGGUGGGAAGCGGGCGGCCGCGGGGGGGCACUGCCAGAGAAGUUUGCUUCCGUAGGGCUCGAGAAGACUAGAAUGAUAUGUAACUAUGGUAGAACAAAGGCUGCUCGGUUAUGUUAAUGCCCAAAUGUAGUCCCGGGCAAGAUAAAACGCGGUCAAACCUUUCCGAAUUCAGGUACCCAACCAACUGAGCUAAUAGAGACCUUUAGAUUCUAAGACGAGUACGACUACGAGUACGAUAUUUUCUCAACACUAAGUAGUACACGCGCGUGAACCCGCUUCAUCAAAAAGUUGUAUCCGUCGUCAUCCUACUACGAGUUUUAACGAGAAUGUUGUAGUGACGGAAACGAGUUAUCGAUUGUUAAAAGUGUUAUCUUUUUGCGAUCGGAAGAGGGCUUGACCUUUUCCGACAAAGAUAACAGUGCUAACUUUCCUGGUUUGAAAUGUAGCACAAUGAAGCAUUCCUUGGUGUCUAUUUUGAUCACGAUAGCCGAAAAAACUGCAAGUGAAGUUCUGGUCCUCGAAUCUAGAGGUCUCAAAUAGAAUAAUGAAUGGGGCCGUAGAAAUAUACUGUGUAAGGUACACGUUAGCCUAUGGUGCCUGAAACAAUUGAAAUACUUUCGAUAGCAGUGUCUUGUCAAAACAGAGUGCAUUAGUUGCGUCCAGUUAAAAACCAGCUCUUUCGAAUCUUUCCUCAAACUUUCUGUCACGGUUAUUUUCGUGUUAAAAGGCAUUCUUUUGAUGAGCCAAGGUAACGUUAUGACUUUGUCAGUGGAAAAUUAAUAGAAAUCAUCCUGUUCUUUUUCAUAGAGCAACAAUUACAACCCAAAAGAAUCACCGUCAAAAAGUAGCGCUGGAAAUUAUCGUGAAAUGUUCAGCGGCAUUGGAGCUUCUUCCAUGUAUGGUUCAAUGGGAUUGUUGUCUACAACAGGCGGAGUAACCACUGGCAACAGCGUAGUCCCGUCUCAGUUGUCUCGGUUCCAGACGUAUCAACCCGCAGCUCUUUCAGCUGUAAUGAAUAUGAACUCUUUAAAUCAACAAGCGCCUCCGACUUUAAUGCGAAAUGACCGUCGGGCGUUAGCCUCCUUUGGUAUAGUGCCGACUGCACCUACGGGCUUACCGAAGCACCGGUAUGGUUCAAGGAAACUUGCGGGAAAUACGAGAACUAUGACUAGCAAUGCGGAUCAUGAUUGGAAAUCAGGCUCAUAUACAGGCAUCGAUAAUGCGUAUGGUAUGAUUGAUCCCAGACUGGACAAUCAACCCAGUGGUACUCUACGGCGACGGACAUUAAGCGCUUCAGGAGUUAAAACAUGCCCGGACUCGAUUCAAGGGAAUGGUGCACGCGCGGUGAAUCCUCGCGUGUUAGCCACGAAUGUUGCAGGCGGAUCGCAGACUAAUCUCUCCAGUCCAGGUGGUGUUACCCCUGGUGCGCAUGCGCAGCAGUAUAUGUGUUCAAUGUACACGUUUCCUAAUGUCCUUAAAGUGGCUCCGCAGCCUCAGAAUGGAAUGAACUUGUCUGUUAUAUCUGGUCCAGCGCCCGUAAGUUAUCGUCCGAGUCAAGCUGGUGUGGGAAGCGAACACGCCGACUCAACACAAAGGAUCGGACCUUCACCCUCUGGACUUAUGAGGUAAAUUAGAACUAAGAGUAACGUUUGCUCUCGGAAAGCAAGAGCCAAAAAAAUAAUCCCUCUGGAGGAUAAUAGUUAUUUUGCAAAUGCGUUGAUUCUUUUAGUUUCCAAUUCAAACCUCUCCCGAGAGAUCACCCAACCACUGCAGUGGUGGACAAAACGUCCAAGUAAUGCAAUAUCCUUAAUGCUUUGUAAUUUCAUUAGCCAAUACAUGGUUGAGAGUAGCAGAAGGGGGGGUGGGGCUAGGCAUAUUUGGCUUCAUUUGCGUGUGAUUAUUGUUUCGCGUGUGUAAAGAUCGCCCCAAUGCAAAUGGUUUUGCCGCCAACUUAUAGUUAACAUUCUCUACAUUUUGGGUCGGUCGGUUGUUUGAACAAAGUCUAAGUUACAGCUCGCUGGUUAUGAAAAUCAGUGACCCCAAAAGUUGUUCUUAACCGCCGUACUUUAAACAGAUAUAGUGUAAAUGUUUUUUUUUUAGCUCGGGCUGUAAACCCAGAUGUGUUCAUUACGUAUAGGUAGUAUCACGGUUGGUAAAAUUAUAAAACGACUUCAGUACGCCGUUAUGUUAAAGACCGAAUUAACUCUGUUUUAGUAACAGUGCCUUUAUCUUUUACCCAAAGCUGUUCUGUAGUACUAACUUGUCUUUUGUUUACUGUUUUCAGAUCAACUAAAGCGCAGAGAGCUCGGGGAGCUACGAACAACUUGCGAUUAAAGGUACUUGUUGAUACGCUUGAUUAAUAUACCAUUUUUGUGAGGCGUAAGGCUUGGUUGUAAAAAGUGUCGGAAUACACACAAAUGCCUGACGCUAUUUGAGCAGACAUGCCUGCUUGGGGACCAAAACAGCCAACUUCGUUGUCAGGGCUUUUCCCUCAGUAAGUGGGAAUUUAUAAGAGGAAAAGUGCUGGGAACGGGUCAUAUAUAGCCAGAGAACGCAGACGUAUUUCCGGCCGUCGCUUCUCUCGACCCGGUGGAGAGAAGCAAAUACGUCUGCGUACGCUGGCCAGGUCACAUAACAGCACUUCCUUCAAUUAAGAAGCAUUACUGAUUGAAAUAUUCCCCAAAAACGGAGACUUGCUUUCACACAGUUUUCGUAGCAUAAGAAUUGUCGUAAAGGCGAUGUUGAAGAUUAUGAUGAUUAUGAUUACGAUGAUGAUGAUGCUUACGAUGUUUUAAAGUGCUGAAAAGAUUUGUGCAAGCUUUACGGUACGCAAACCAGCGCUCUCAGAUCUCCCUACAUUUCACACAUACUUACAAUUUGAGGAGAGAAUCUAGCGAACUAACGCUCCUUUUUUAUGUCAACAGCAGCUUGAGCUUCGUGAAAACCACGCAGUAGUGUUGAGUUGAUUCAGCAGGGAACACAGCGGUGAUCCAAUUUUCAAAUCGACGAGGUCGGAAUUAUCCGAAAUCUGCAAACCAGCAUGGAGCGAUUAAAGAGGGUACUGAACUCCCCAGAAAUCAAUAGAUUUAGUGAUAUCUGGUAGUAAUGAAGAACAAUUUGUAAAACAAAUUUCAAAAUCACCACUUUGUUACUAAAAAGUAACUUUUGUACAUUCGUUGUAUAAAUUCCUAACAUUCGGAUUGUCUCCCAUUCACAUAUCUUUCGUACGCGUAGGUAGAAAUGAUUAUAAUUGUUAGCAUUUUAGAGUGAAUUUUUACAUUAUUGUAUAAUCUUUGAAAAACUUGUGAACAAUUUUGACCAAAAAGGUAUUUGUAAAUAAGUAUAUCAACAGAGUUGUACUUUCAAUAAUUAUUAUAAAUGCGUGUUAUUUUGAUGAAUGCGGAAGAGUAUGUAUCAGCAAUGAUUGAUUUAAAAAAAUUCUUAAAAACCCAGCGUUUUAAGAGUAUGAUUUUGUACCAAAUGAUAAAGUUUGUAUGAUUGACAGAAAAAAAACAUGUUAUUAAAAAAUUGC